Trichomonas vaginalis G3 is the source of this 3900-nucleotide messenger RNA. RefSeq lists its product as uncharacterized. The record is from RefSeq and is a predicted model, not a curated record. Lineage: Eukaryota; Parabasalia; Trichomonadida; Trichomonadidae. The coding region runs from base 1 to 3900 and encodes 1299 amino acids. The transcript has a single exon.
AUGGAAACGAUGCUCGAUUCAAACUCUUGUUCGACCGACCAUUUCAUGUUCUGGGCACGUUUCUCAGUUGUAGCAUGUCAAUUACUUCUAUACGACUUUGAUCAUUUCAUUCUAGAAUUCAUUAUAUUUUUCUUCUUCCCAAUUUACAUCAUUUUCGUUAUCGAAAUGCGAUUGUCACAUGGAGUUCAUGUCAGUAUCUUCGCUGCUAUACUCAAAGACUCUCCAAUCUUUGCUUCUCCUUUCAUAAUAUUUUUCAAUUUGCAUCCGAACAAAUACAUACGUCCAACCUUCCUCAUGAUCUUUCUUAUCCUUGUUUAUACCGUUAUCUACUAUUUCCACAACAUUUUCAUGAAGAAAUACUCAUCAUCCAUCAUGAAUGAAAAAAUUGAACCUCCUUUUUGGAUUCCUCUAACAAAUGCAACUGUUAUGAGGUACGCAGCCGAAACAGAAGCAGAUGUAGAAUGUUUCGAGAACUAUCUGAUGCUAAGAAGCAAAUUAGAUCCAGAGGAAAUGAUAGAAGUAAUCAGAUUUUUGGGAAUUUUCAAAGCACAUCGUUCAAAAAUACAAUUAAUCAUUUCUAAGUGGAAUGGAGACAGCCCUUAUUACGAUUACCAGUUCUACGUCUUCAGUAGAAUCCUUAGAUCAGGUGACAAAGCUUCCCCAGUCAUGUCUUCCCAUCUGGAUGAUUUACACAGAAAUUAUUUAAUUAAUUUGUCACUUUUUUGGCAAAAAAGACAUGAAAAACACUUUUUUGACAGUUUUGUGUAUGGUUUGAAAGCGUCAUUUGCAUAUAUAGAGCUUGUUAAUUAUAGCCAGUACCUUGUUUAUAUAUAUCAAAGGGAUCCAAACAUACAAUUAGCUUAUGCUGAGAUUUCUCUUGUUGCUUUGGGUGAUCCACAGAAAUCUGUGCUGUUUAGGAAGUAUUCGAACAUGAUUAGAGAUAAUCCAGAUGCUUGCGGUGACCCUGUCUUCAAGAAAACUUCAAUUUAUUAUCCAUUAUCAAAUGAGAUAAUUGAGAGAGAAAGAUCUGAAACAACAAGUGGUUCUUCGUCAAAUAAAAUCUCUGAAUCUAACUCUAAAAUUAGAUUCCACUUUGACGAAAACGUAAUUUACAGAAAUGAAGACUCAAACAACUCCCCGAUCGCUAUGGGUGUGAGAAAAUGCUCUAACAUCAAACCUUAUGGCACAAUUCUAAGCUUUAUCAUCAUAUCUACGUGGGCAAUAGUUUAUAUUAUGAAAUUUGCAAACGUAAUGAAUAAUAACGUGGAGACUGUUGUUGAGGUUAGGGAUUUGUUGCAGUAUUCACUUCAAGCAGCUUAUAAACUCACUGCUGGAAUAGUUAUACACCAAAUUUACACAAAAUUCGAAGCAAGUCCGGCCAAUACCUACAACAACAUGCAAAAUAAACAUCCCACGAACAAAUUCUACACUCCAAACAACAUUGUAGGUGAAACUAAUUAUUUAGGAAAAAUACCAAAGAUGACGUUCAAAAAAGUAGUCGAAGAAGCACCAUAUGAUCAAAAGGAAUCGGAAAUUAACCACGAUAUUGAAAAAAUUUCUGAAAAUGAAAAUAUUGAUUUUAAUAAUGACAAAAAUUAUCAAAAUCCUGUUACAAAGAAUGGUUAUAACGAGUCUUACGCUCCAAUCCUCCGUCCUGGCGUUAGAAACAUACAAGAUUUGCCAAAUUUGCAAAAUGAGAAUUUUACAGACGAAGAGAAGCGCCAACUUAUCUGUAUCUACAAGAUAUUGAACAUCCACGAUGAGAUUCUUGAUUAUUCCAUCACUGCGAGGGAAGAUUUAACAUUCCAAGCCAAAGUUCUCGGAUAUUCAUCAGAAUUCCUUGCAUCAUCAUCCAAUGACAAAUGCGAAACAUUGGACGGGAUGGAGAAGCUGAUCAAGAAGUCAAAGGUCGAAAUUAAACAUAAUUUGGAGAAUUACACGAAUUUGACAUCUAAAAUUAUCAAUUCUACGAGAUUUGAUGAGACAUACAAAGGAAUGGCCAAUUUGCUAUACAAACUAUCAUUGUUUGGAACAUUACUUUCCUUAGUUUUCAUUUACAUAAGAAUCAGAACUCUCCUUAGAAGAAUUCCACCUUCUGCAACAGAAUUUUUGGGUUCAAAAGAAAGAUUGUCACUUUUAUUAUUGAAGAAAUCUCUCGAGUCAUGGGAUUUAUUCAGAAUUUUGUUCCCCUCAGAAAAUACUAACGGACAAAAAGUGACAAAUACAAAAAGUGCCACAAAAGUGCCAAUUAAUCCGAAUUUGAAGAGAAUGAAAUUAGGAAGAUAUUCAAGUGAAGCAGAUGUGAAUUACACGCAAAUGUUGACAGAAAGUUCACAUCACAUCAACUUGAAAGAUGCAAAAUUUUCAAUUUCUUUCAUAGGAGCUGAAAAUCUUCUGAAAACGUCAAAUUUCGCUUUGAUGUCACCUUUUGUAAACUCUUCAAAUUCAACAGCGAACAAUUCUGAGUCAGAAUUCUCAGAUGACUUCUCAGAGUGUUCGAUGACUGACAACUCCGCAAAAGAUGAUGAUUUCAUUGUUGCCGAAAACAUCGAAAAAAUUGACAUCGUGUCAAAAACGAUAAGUGAAACCAUUUACAACCAAAGGUUAUUUUACAUCAGUUUAAUUUUCAUAUAUUUCACUCCAUUCAUGGUUGCGAUCUUUUUGAACAUGAAAUCAAACGUUUUCUACCUUUUCCAAAACGAAAACAAUAAAAUUCUUUUGAAUAGAAUCAAAGAAAACGUGACACAGUUACAUGUUCAUUCUAUUUAUUUAUAUGAGAGUUACAAGAAUAAUUCCAAUGUUUCUCCUUUCUCAGGAAAUAUUUCCAUAUAUACUCGGCAUUUCCAGAAAGUUGAAGAAGAAAUAGAUAAAAUGAUUUCGACGAAUUUCAUUGGAACAAAUGUCGCAAUUUUAAUUGAUGGAUUUGUUUUCAUUUGCGGAUUGUUAAUUGCUCUUUACUUAGAGUUGAAUGUCAACCAUGGUUUGGACAGUUUGUUUAAUAUUCCUAUUGGUUAUUUGGAUGAUUUGAACAAACCAAAAGACAAACAACCAGAAAACAAAUUGCCAAAUAACGUAAUCGUUGCAACCGUUGAUAAUAACUCUAAAAAUAUUAUCGAUAUAACUCAAAAUGUUAAGGAAAUUUUGGGUGUCGAAAGUCUCGAUUUCAUUGGUAAAAGAUUUGACGAAAUUUUUACACCAGACGAUACAAAAAGUGACAUCAGAAAUUACCAAGUCACUGCCAAAAGAUUUAGAAAAUUUGUCACUUCUAAAUACAAAUUUGACAGAAUUUCAAGAGUGGCACUUUUUGAAUUAACCAACCAAACAAACACCAAACAGAAUUUCAUCACUUGCUUAUCGAAAUACGUUACACCUAACAUUGCAAAGAUGAUUUGCGACGACGGAUUGUUUAAGCAUCAUAGUGAUGACAUGACGAUUAUUAUUGGCAGAUUUUAUAUGACAGAAUACAACAAUUCCACUGACAAGUUCUUUUUGACUGUUCAGUCUUUGAUGCAGUGUUACAUGACAUUCCAUUUGUUGAGGUGCCAGGGAAGCUGCUUCUAUUUCAUUGGAAGCGGAUAUGAUCCAAAUACAACGCUUCUGUUUAUUAGAGAUAUAAUAAACGGAACAAAAACUUCCAAGGAAAAAAUUUUCAAAAGUUUCGUUGUUGCUUCUAAAGUUUUUGAUGCUGAAAUUGCUUUGAGUGAUGAACCUUAUAUAUCUAUAUACUUCGAAGGACACAAGGCUCAAGUUAGUUCUGCCUUCGCAAUUCCAGAUUACUCUGUAAUGUUUUUGAACCAAACUCUUCAAUCAAAUGAAGCAAAAGUUACUGAAUUCAAUCAAAACAAUGUCAAAGGAAGCUAUAUCAGCUUUGAUGACAUUGAGAAAUGUUUGACUGAUUAG